Molecule: messenger RNA, 1626 nt
Organism: Cottoperca gobio
Lineage: Eukaryota; Metazoa; Chordata; Actinopteri; Perciformes; Bovichtidae
Product: ubiquitin thioesterase OTUB2-like
Exons: 6
Coding region: 107-790 (227 amino acids)
Biological process (GO): protein K48-linked deubiquitination; negative regulation of double-strand break repair
Cellular component (GO): nucleus
Molecular function (GO): ubiquitin binding; cysteine-type deubiquitinase activity
Source: RefSeq, a predicted model, not a curated record
UAACGCGAGCACGUGGUACAUGCAAACAUCCGGUUUACAGAAAAUGGAAAUAAGAUUGCAACAAUGUUUUGACACACGGGUUUGACGCACGGAUUCUUGCUCAACUAUGGAGGCGGGCAGCCUGGUCUCAUGCCGAGAGGACAUUUCUUCGCUGUUUCCUGAGCAAACGCCGGGUGCAAAAUAUAAAGAUUUAAGCAGCCAGUUUCCUACCGUCAGACAAGUGCGCGGAGAUGGAAACUGCUUCUACAGAGCCCUCUGCUUCGCACACUUGGAGUCAGUCCUACACAAUGCCAGGGCUUUGCAAAGAUUUAAGGAGAAAAUUGUUCAAACCUCCGAAGACUUCUUAUCGGCAGGCUUUGAUGAGAGUUCCUUCAAGCACCAUUUGAACACAGUCGUUAAUGUUGUGGAGCAGUGCCAGGCUGAUGAGCAGGAAGAGACGCUGCUCAGGCUCUUCAAUGAGCAUAUGACGUCCGACAGUGUGGUGCAAUAUCUCAGGCUGCUCACUUCAGCUCACCUGCAAAACCAGGCAGAGUUUUUCUGCAACUUUGUGGAAGCGCCCAAUCUACUAGUCUACUGUCAUCAGGAAGUGGAGGCCAUGGCGAUGGAGUGCGAUCAUGUGGACAUCUUAGCUCUGUCGCAGGCUCUGGAUAUUUGCAUCCACAUCGUCUCCAUGGAGGGCGAUGAACAGCAGUUGGCUCACCACGUCAUUCCAGAGGGUGCACAGCCCUCCCUGCACCUCCUCUACCAAACGUCACAUUAUAACAUUCUCUACCCACGACCCCAACACUGACCAGAGAUCCACGAGGACUCAGCUCAACUCAGGAAUAUUGACUUUGGUUGAAUAAAAUCCCAACUGGGUUUUAAGACACUUAUGAAAACAGAUUUUUAUAAAGUCUUGCAGUGUACAGCAAUUCAUCGACAUUUCAAAAUACAAUUUGUUUUGCACAUUGUGCAUUAAGUAUUUAAAGUUACAAUUUCGAAGAUCUCCAUGUUCUUUUUGGCAGCGUCUAUGGUGAUGAGCGCUAACUGCAGGUGUGUUUUUGGAUCUCACUUCCCAUGGAUCAUGAUUAUUCCCAGGAAUGUCAUCAGACAAUGCAAAUGCACAGGCGUUCAUCAGUGGGCCAAAGACUCCAUCUCCAUUGUGUUUCCUCAUUAUGACUUAACAUUUAUUUAAAUGAAAAUCUUGGGGAUUAUUACUUUAAAUGAAUUGAAAUUAAUUUAUGUAAAACAUUACAUAAAAAUCAACAAUUACAUAAAUCCUCUCCAAAUACACAUUCCAUUAACAUGUCACUGCUGCUGCUGUUCUUUUCUCCGCUGUGGUGGAACACCUUUCUUUAACUUCUGUUUUUCCUCCUGCAUUGAAACCCUAGUAAUGGCACUUUCCCUCCCUGCUAGAGGCAUGUUAGACAGGGAGAGCCUUCCCAUUUGAGUGGGGUACUUGGUCAUAAUCCCCCUCUUGAAUACCGGCUGGGAGAUCAGAUGCUUCAAAUGCUUCUUCAUCCCCUUUACCACCUUCUGCUGCUCUCUAUCACCAUCCUCAUCCCUUGCUCCGCCUGUAGACAUAGAUGGCAUAUUCAGUUGUCUGUAUUUGAACAUUUUUAAAUAAAGGGAACCUGUUACAAGAGA